Phlebotomus argentipes is the source of this 3081-nucleotide messenger RNA. RefSeq names its product histone-arginine methyltransferase CARMER-like. Lineage: Eukaryota; Metazoa; Arthropoda; Insecta; Diptera; Psychodidae. Gene Ontology annotation, biological process: peptidyl-arginine methylation. Gene Ontology annotation, molecular function: protein-arginine N-methyltransferase activity. The coding region runs from base 62 to 1822 and encodes 586 amino acids. The record is from RefSeq and is a predicted model, not a curated record. The transcript is spliced from 6 exons.
CGCAGCGCGCGCGCCCUCUUUGUCGCUGAGUUGUGUGGUGUGUUUUGUGUGUUGUCUAAAUAUGGCGGAUGUUCUGCGUGCGGUAAAUGUUUAUAAUAUCGACAGUGCGGGCAAAUUAGUCGAUCGGUUUAAUACGUCAACAAUAUUUGUUAUAUGUAGCUACGACCCCCAAGGCUUAAGUGUUAAAAUUGUCCCGGAGUACGAUGAGAGCCACAGCUUCGAGUUCCCCGUCAAGGCGACCACGGACACGGCCCGCAUGGGCACUCGUGGGCAGAUUGUGUCGCUGCCGGAUGAAAAUUUCUGCAUAGUGUUCAGCGCGGACUCAGACAUCCGUAAGUUCCGAGAGCUGAUCAACGGGGUGAAAGGCCGGCGCGCCAAUUCAGUAUUCUCCCAGCGAACGGAGGAGUCCUCCGCCAAUCAAUAUUUCCAGUUCUACGGCUACCUCAGCCAGCAGCAGAACAUGAUGCAGGACUUCGUGCGGACGAGCACCUACCAGAAGGCAAUCCACAGCAAUAUCAACGACUUUCACAACAAGAUAGUAUUAGACGUGGGCGCCGGCUCGGGCAUCCUGUCCUUCUUCGCGGUGCAGGCGGGCGCGCAGCUGGUGUACGCGGUGGAGGCGAGCAACAUGGCGCAGUACGCCGAGACGCUGGUGAGCGCCAACCACCUGUCGGAGAAGAUUGUGGUGAUAGCGGGCAAGAUCGAGGAGAUCGACCUGCCGCAGGAGGUGGACGUGAUCAUCUCGGAGCCAAUGGGCUACAUGCUGUACAACGAACGCAUGCUGGAGACUUACUUGCACGCGCGCAAGUGGCUGAAGCCGGGCGGCAAGAUGUUCCCGUCGCGCGGUGAUCUGCACGUGGCGCCGUUCACGGACGAGGCGCUCUAUCUGGAGCAGUUCAACAAGGCGAGCUUCUGGUACCAGACCAGCUUCCACGGCGUCGAUCUCAGUCGCAUCCGGACGGCCGCCAUGAAGGAGUACUUCCGUCAGCCCAUCGUCGACACGUUCGACAUACGGAUUUGCAUGGCUAAGUCCGUGCGCCACGUGGUGGACUUCCUCACCGCCGAAGAGACUGACUUGCACCGCAUUGAUAUUCCGCUGGAGUUCCACAUCCUGGAGACGGGCACGUGCCACGGGCUGGCCUUCUGGUUUGAUGUGGCCUUCAUCGGCUCCACGCAGCAGAUCUGGCUGUCCACGUCGCCCACGGAGCCGCUGACGCACUGGUAUCAGGUGCGCUGUCUGCUGCAGGCACCGAUCUUCGCCAAGGAGGGCCAAAUGCUCACCGGACGCGUCCUGCUCAGCGCCAACAAUCGCCAGAGCUACGAUGUGACGAUGGAGCUGAAGCUCGAGGGCACCUCUGUGGCGUCCAGCAACACGUUUGACCUCAAGAAUCCCUAUUUCCGCUACACGGGCGCCACGGCGCCGCCGCCGCCCGGCAACAACACCACCUCGCCGUCGGAGGCCUUCUGGACGCAACUGGACGCCCAGGGUGCCCGCAAUGCCGUCAAUCUGGUCAACGGCAUCUCCGUGAAUGGCCUGGGCGAGGCGUCGAUGGACAUCGGCCAGCCCAUGCUCAACACCAAUCUCAUCGGCCUGGGCAAUCAAUCCAACAUAAUACAUCCGGGAUGCAUUCCGAGCACGGGUCGAGUGCAGAAUAACAUGAACUCGGCGGGUGGCAUGGCCAACACCCUCGGGACAGGCUAUCUGCCGUCGUCCGUGUCGGCCGUUAUGAAUAUGGUGGGCGGCAGUGGCAACAACUUCCUCUCCACGUCGUCACUGCAGCAGCAGAAUCUAAUUAAUGGAGCUAUCUAUAGGCCGAAGUAGAUAAGAUGAUGAUGAUGAUGGAAGAAAGAAGAGCGGCAUGUUUUCGUCGCGCGCGCGUUGCAUUCUUCAGAUGACAAGAAGGAGGAUAAGAGAUCAUGAGAGAUAUAGAUUGAAUCACACACGCAGAACUUUCACAAUGGACUAAAGAGAGAGAAAAAGAGCAUUACUUAUCUGCAAGGGUAAUAAAAACUAUUUUUCUUCACUUGUGGAGGAAAAAAAAAACUAUCAGAAAAUAUUCAUGAUUAUUCGCUGUAAACAUGAGAGAAAAAGAAAAAGAGAGAGAAUUUUGAGAGUUGUUGAUGUAGGAAAAAUCUCUGAAGGAAACACAUUUAUAUAAUUUUAUUGAGAUACACACGCGAAUGUUGAUGGCAAAGUCGGGAAGGAGGAUGAGGAGGAAAGUGAUGAAAAAUGAGAAGAAGAAGAAGAAGAAAAAAUUGUAGAAACUUUUAGGAUUACAAUUGCAUAAAUUAUAUCUAGGCGCAUGUGUUUUUUUUUUAAAUGAAUGGAAAGUUAUCAAUUAGGGCAUGUUUAUUACAAAUUUCUCGACAUCAUAAUUGCUUUAGGAUAACACACACACACACACACUCACACAUUAAUUUCCAAACUGAUGAAAAUAUCACGCUCAAUUCAAAUUGCAUGGAGAAAAAAAGAAAAACAAGAAGGAAAUUUAAGCGUAAAAUGACGGGAAAAAUCUCUUAAUAAAACCAACAAAUGUUUUUUUCUAUUCAUUAGAUUUGAAAUGUAUUUGAAAACAAUUUAAGAAAGCAAAAAAACAUCCUUCAUUUAUCAAACAAUUUAUGUUCUUCAAGAGUCUUUUUAUGUUUAAAUUUAUGAUUGACAAAAAACAAACCAAGGAAUCAAUUGUAAAGAUGAAAAAGUGUGAGGAAAUUUGGGAAUCGAGUAGAAGAAAAAAAAAUGCACGAAACAUAAAAAGAUUUAUUAUUAUUAAAUUAUGUGGGAAAGAAAGAAAAGAGAAAAUUUACUAUGAAAAUUUAACUUAUCUUGUAGUGUAACUUUUUUUUCUCCCCCCUUUUUCACAAAGCCUUUCUCCCUUCGAAACUCCUUUAAAAAGAAGAAGAAAAAAAAUGCAAAAGGCAAAAAAACAGAGAAUAGAUGAUUUAUGAAGAAACAAAAAUUAUAUUGACAAAAAAAAAUUGAUGAAAGAGAGAAAAACAUCGUAUAAAUUUUAAAAACUAAGUAAUUUAUUGAAGAACAUUUCAAAAUAAAGACAUUCACAGAAGUGUGCAGCUCUAAACUUA